Cynocephalus volans (Philippine flying lemur) is the source of this 2368-nucleotide messenger RNA. RefSeq names its product pyruvate dehydrogenase complex component X (gene PDHX). Lineage: Eukaryota; Metazoa; Chordata; Mammalia; Dermoptera; Cynocephalidae. Gene Ontology annotation, cellular component: mitochondrion; pyruvate dehydrogenase complex. Gene Ontology annotation, molecular function: acyltransferase activity. Gene Ontology annotation, biological process: pyruvate decarboxylation to acetyl-CoA. The record is from RefSeq and is a predicted model, not a curated record. Bases 57 to 1562 code for a protein of 501 amino acids. The transcript is spliced from 11 exons.
CCUUGAGACUCGGCGAUCAGGCUGUCCUGCGGGCAGCCUGUGAGAAGGCCGGGAAGAUGGCGGCCUCCUGGAGGCCCGCCUGUGACCCGCGGCUGCUACACUAUCUCCUGGGCUUCGCUGGCCACCGAAGCCUGGGACUGGUUAAGAGGGCGUCUGUGUGGUCUGUCGGCCGCGGAUCUAGUUGGAGAUGGUUUCACAGCACGCAUUUGCUGCGGGUUGACCCUAUUAAGAUACUAAUGCCAUCACUGUCUCCUACAAUGGAAGAAGGGAACAUUGUGAAAUGGCUAAAAAAAGAAGGUGAAGCUGUGAGUGCUGGAGAUGCAUUAUGUGAAAUUGAGACUGACAAGGCUGUGGUUACCUUAGAUGCAAGUGAUGACGGCAUCUUGGCCAAAAUAGUGGUAGAAGAAGGAACUAAAAAUAUACGGCUAGGUUCACUAAUUGGUUUGAUAGUUGAAGAAGGAGAAGAUUGGAAGCAUGUUGAAAUUCCCAAAGAUGUAGGUCCUCCACCACCAGCUUCAAAACCAUCAGUGCCUCGCCCUUCACCAGAACCACAGGCUUCUAUCCCUGUCAAGAAGGAACCAACACCGGGGACACUACGGUUCCGUUUAAGUCCAGCUGCCCGUAAUAUUCUGGAAAAACACUCACUGGAUGCUAGCCAGGGCACAGCAACUGGCCCUCGAGGGAUAUUCACUAAAGAGGAUGCUCUCAAACUGGUACAGUUGAAACAAAUGGGCAGGAUCACUGAGUCCAGACUGACCCCAGCCCCUUCAGCCACUCCCGCAGCACCUUUGCCCCCACAGGCCACAGCUGGGCCAUCUUAUCCUCGGCCAAUGAUCCCACCGGUAUCAACUCCUGGACAACCAAAUGCAGUGGGCACCUUUACUGAAAUCCCCGCUAGCAAUAUCCGAAGAGUUAUUGCCAAGAGGUUAACUGAAUCUAAAAGUACAAUACCUCAUGCAUAUGCUACUGCUGACUGUAACCUUGGAGCUGUAUUAAAAGUUAGACAAGAUCUGGUCAGAGAAGACAUUAAAGUAUCAGUAAAUGAUUUUAUCAUCAAGGCGGCAGCUGUUACCCUUAAACAAAUGCCAGAUGUUAAUGUAAGCUGGGAUGGGGAGGGCCCAAAGCAACUACCCUUUAUUGACAUUUCAGUGGCUGUGGCAACAGAUAAAGGUUUAAUUACACCGAUUAUAAAAGAUGCUGCUGCUAAGGGCAUAAAGGAAAUUGCCGACUCUGUAAAGGCUCUAUCAAAGAAAGCAAGAGAUGGAAAAUUGUUACCUGAAGAAUACCAAGGAGGAUCUUUUAGUAUUUCCAACUUGGGGAUGUUUGGGAUUGAUGAAUUUACUGCAGUGAUCAACCCUCCCCAGGCCUGCAUAUUGGCUGUUGGGAGAUCCCGGCCUGUGCUGAAGCUCACGGAGGAUGAAGAGGGGAACGCCAAACUGCAGCAGCACCAGCUCAUAUCGGUCACAAUGUCAAGUGACAGUCGAGUGGUCAAUGAUGAACUGGCUACCAGGUUUCUAGAAAGUUUUAAAGCAAACCUAGAGAAUCCUAUCCGACUUGCCUAGUCCUCAAAGAUGAGAAGUUGAUCUUUGACUUAGUUAAUUGAAAGACUGUUGCCAAGAAACAUACACCAUAGGAGAACAAUUGGGUAUUUAAGUAUGAAGUGGAUCAAACAUUUAUUUAUUUAAGGUGAAAGUAUUUGACCCAAGUUGUCUUCAUUUUCAGUUUGGGUUCAGUGUUACAGAAACUGAUGAUAAUAAACUGUAACUAUUAAAACAAAGAGAACAUUUGGUUAGUCAGAUCCAUUUUUAACCUCUGGUGCUGUACAAAACGGUUAUUAAACUUGUGUAUAUCAAAUUAUAUGUUUGGCUCAUUUGAGCAUUUUAGAAUAUUUGAGAAUGUAUGAUGCAUUGUAAAAUUUAAAAAUUGUUAGAAUUACCUUAAUUGUGUUGAAAUUAGAAGUGGUCUUCAAAGAGAGGUACCCAUUAAUUUAGCAGUGGGACCUUACUUUUACAAGCACUACUCUAGAUAUACUUGAACAAUUUAAUAUGUACAGAAGUUUAUUCUGGAUAAUAGUAAAUAAAUAAGGAUCACUUAUAUUAGGGGUUGUGGCAACAUUAUUGAACUUUUAUGUAUAUAAAGCCAUAUGUUUAGAGUGGUUUCUAUCAGUCUUAUUUUUCACUUCUUUAACACUGUGAACUUCUCCAGAGGAAGAAUAAAAGAAACAAAAAUGAAGAGAAAGUGAGACCAAAAAAGUAGUGUGGUUCAAUGAAAAUCUAUAGCUAUAAUAUCUAAAACUUCAGAAAUACACUGCUCAACCUUCAUGCUGAGUUGGAAUAUAUUUAAAUAAAUUGUGUUAUCUCCUACUAAA